AUGUUGCAGUACCCAGUCCAGCUCCCCCCACUCUCCCUGUCCUCCUCAAAGCGUCCUCCAGCCGGUAGAGACAGAGACCACGACGAUCGGCGCAAUGGCCACCUCAGACUCGCAAAGCUCGCCCCUCACGACCCCCGCAUCGUCGUCGCCCAUCGUCCCCCUACCCUCCCCGUGACCCCAAUCUCCAUCCCCUCUGCUCUAUCUCCCGCCUCCUCGGCCUCGGCCUCCACCUACCCUUCCCCAUUGCCCUCGCCCGUCUCCCAUCCGGCAAAGCUCAUCCAUCGCUCUUCUUUUACUUCUUCGCCUCGGCAGCUCCCUAGUCCCGUCGCUCGCUCUCCCCAUCCCCUCCGCUCGAACCUCCCGUCAUUUGACGGCCGCUCUAUCUCAAGCGGUCACUCCUCGGUCUCUUCGAGUACCGUUGACGUCCUAUCUCAGGGCGAUCUGGUUGGAGAGGGUCUAUCAUUGCAGGGCGAGACCAUCACACGGGUCCCGAUCAGCUCAUCUGACCCGCGGGUCGACCACGAUGAACCGGCGAAGGAGUUUGAGGUCGUAAGGAAGCUCGGUACAGGCAGUUACGCUGUCGUGUAUCUUGUGCGCGAAGUACUCUCGCGUCCUCAGUCUUCUGAUGACGGCCAUGUCGCUGCAUUCGGGCGCAUGGACCUAGAUGAUGGAUCGUACGGCAACUAUUCAACGGAGUACGGUCGGGAAUAUGCUAUCAAAGUGCUGUCCAAGGCGAACCUCGACGAGGAUGCGCUUACGGCCCAGCUAUUCGAGGCUACCAUACAUCAGUCCCUCCCGGCACACCCCAACAUCGUCACUCUUCACCGCACUCUCGAGACCCCUUCCUUCUUGCUUCUCUUACUCGAGUUUGUCCCCGGUGAAGACCUGUUUUACUUUCUCGAACAAGCUCGCGACCAUUACGAAAUCGACCCAUCGACAACCGACACAUCGACCUCGCCAAAUUCGGACUCAAGCUGCCUCUCCCAAACGCCGCCAACCCCAAGCCUUCUUUCUUCCCUCGCCCCUUCGCAGCUCCUUUCGCGCACGCGCCUCCGCCUUAUCGCAUCUAUGUUCUCACAGAUGUGUGACGCGGUCGCCACAUGUCACGAACACUCUGUGUUCCAUCGGGACAUCAAACCCGAGAACUUCAUUGUUACCGACGGGUGGAUCAAGCAUCCUGACGGACGGUCAGAGCGCAAGGUUGUCGUCAAGCUCACUGACUUCGGCCUGUCCACCACCGAUAUCGAAUCGGCAGACAUGGAUUGUGGUAGCGCGCCAUACAUGAGUUUCGAAUGUCGUAAUAACAUACAUCCUACUUAUUCACCGCGAGCUGCCGAUGUCUGGUCACUUGGUAUCGUGCUUAUCAAUAUGUUGUACCAUUAUAACCCUUGGACGGACACCACGCAAGGCGUGUGCUCGUCUUUCGAGCUCUACUGCCAGCAACCCGUCAAUUUCUUCAUGCAGCGUUUCUCCGGCAUGACCCUUCCCGUUGCUCAGUUCCUGGCCAAUAAUGUCUUCUGUCUCCUCGACGACCACAAGGACGAUUCCAAGCGGAUUUCCGCCCGUGCCUUUGGUAACUGGAUCAAGGACCUGCCCAACCUCUUGGGCGGGCCUUCGAUCCGUGGACAUACUCGCAACAUCUCCAUCGCCUCUGUGCAGGGCCACCGCCUUUCUUCCAUUCCUCACUCCCGCCGUCCAUCCGUUCGGAACUCUAUCGUCGCUGGCGAGGGUAUGUCCCGUCGUACCUCUCGCAACCUCUCACGUGCUCCAUCUUUGGGUCCUGCGUUCGAGCACAAGCAUGAGAGUCCUAUCACGCUCCCGCCUGUCCCCGACGGCGAGACUGAGCAAGAGAACGCUAUGGACUUCCUUCAUGACCAUCACGACCAGCACGACCACGACGCCGAAGCGGAGGUGGAGGGCGAGUCAGGCUCCCGCUCGACCUCCACUCACAAGCGACGCAAGCGCGGCGCUCGCAAGGGCAAGGGCACGACAGCGACGUCCCCGACGAGUCCGUCGUCGGCGCACGACGUUACCCUCGAGACGCUCGCACAAGCCUCGCAAGCGCUUGCUCGCGAGAUUUCCCGCACUUCGCGACACUCGGCCACCACCCCAGUGUCCGCCACUUCGGACGUUCGUCCAGUUCCGUAUCCUAUUUCUCCUGGUAUGGCAUUGCCGCCAAUCGCUCUUCUUAAUGCUUCCGUCCCUCCUUCUCUUACGUCUCUCGGUUCUUCUACGCCAUCGAUCUCCAAGAAGUCGUCGAAGUGGAAGCUGUCCUUCGGCAAGAACAGUGCCAACGCCGCUGCUGGUGCGAAAUCGUUCGCGGCCGAAGAUGGCCCCAGUACUCCCGAGGUACCGGGUGCAGGUGGUAAGCAGAUGUCCGCGACCGCAAGCAACGUCACGAAUCUGCUCAUGAGCCUGAAUGCCCCUCCCGUACCUUCUGCCGCCUUUGGCGAGUACGACGAUACGGGUUCGUGGAACCGCGGUCGCCGUCCCAAGAACGGGCCGUAUGCUGCCAGCCCGAACGCGAGCAGCACAUGGGGUCCCUCCUCCGGCUCUCCGUUCCGGUCGUCGCAGGCUCGCGGAAGCCCGGAACGACGCUAUGGCGGCCCUAUCGGCAACACCGGGGACAAGAGAUCCGAGCGCGGGAUCUCGCCGUCGAGCACCCGGAGCGGGCGGCCGUUGGCGUCGAGCGCGAGUUCGAUGGCGUCGAGCAACUGGCGCAGCUCGAUGUCGAGCGCGGGCACGUCGACCUCGGCGUUCACGCGCUACAGCAACAACAGCACGCGCUCGGUAUCGACGGCGGCGACGAGCGUGUCGUCGCAGAGCUGGCGCAGCCAAGGCAGCAAGGUAUCCCAGGACCCUGCCCACGCGCAGAUGCCUGCGAACGUCAAGUUUGUCACUGGUACUCCAUGGGAGCUGUACCAGCUGCCUCGCCAGAUGUACCCGAAUCCCGACGACGCAAAGUUUGGCGGCCCGCCUCAGCGCAAGCGCCGGGCGAACAAGCCGAAGGACCUCACGUUGGACACGAUCACGGAGCGUCCGCCGCAUCCCAAGUCUCCGCUUGGCCUCGGCCAACGCCAGGAUGCGGCGACGAGCACCACCGACCUUGGUGGCGACGGUGGCAACCGAGACCGAGAGGGCGGGGACUCGCAUGAUGGGACGCCGCGGAAGGUGCAGAAGGGACAGAUCAACGCUCUCGCGAAGAUGCUGUCUGCCCUUCGCCGGUGA
Messenger RNA from Dichomitus squalens LYAD-421 SS1, 3228 nucleotides. RefSeq lists its product as uncharacterized. The coding region runs from base 1 to 3228 and encodes 1075 amino acids. The record is from RefSeq and is a predicted model, not a curated record. The transcript has 6 exons. Gene Ontology annotation, molecular function: ATP binding; protein serine/threonine kinase activity. Lineage: Eukaryota; Fungi; Basidiomycota; Agaricomycetes; Polyporales; Polyporaceae. Gene Ontology annotation, biological process: protein phosphorylation; intracellular signal transduction.